Messenger RNA from Stylonychia lemnae, 405 nucleotides. Lineage: Eukaryota; Ciliophora; Spirotrichea; Sporadotrichida; Oxytrichidae. The record is from the annotation of a GenBank genome assembly.
AUGAUCGGUAAAAAGGAAGAUAAAAAUAUCAAGCAAUAUCUUAUCAAAAAAGAAUAAUCACCAGAGUAAAGACUAAUCUAGCUUAAAAGGACUACAUUACCAUUAAUGACUGCUGUUGCAAUAACCAGUGUGUUGUAUUCUACAUUUACCUCCUUGGAUCUUCUAGGAUCAGCUUAGUAUAUAGCUUUUUUUAUAUUGAGCUUAAUCCUUAGAGUUAUUUAAGGCUUUACCAGCGCAGCUAUCUAGAUUUGUGCUUUUUCCUUUGCUACAUUUGAGAUGAAUCAUGAAAAAGAUACCUAUAUUGGCUAUGUAGAGAUGGCUCUUGGAGUAGGAGCAAUGGGUGGCCCAGCAGUCGCUAGCUUCUUAUUUGAUUAUAUUGGUUAUAAUUCCAGAUACAUUAAAUGA